Messenger RNA from Scylla paramamosain (green mud crab), 663 nucleotides. RefSeq lists its product as uncharacterized. The coding region runs from base 1 to 663 and encodes 220 amino acids. The record is from RefSeq and is a predicted model, not a curated record. NCBI's taxonomy places the organism in Eukaryota, Metazoa, Arthropoda, Malacostraca, Decapoda, Portunidae. The transcript is spliced from 2 exons.
AUGAGUACCACUCAGAGGCGCAGAGCCCGCCGCAGGGCCUUAGCUGAAGCUCUUAAAGCUUCUGCAGAAAGCGAGGCUGCCGCUAAGCCAGAAGAAACUCGCGUGUCAUCAGAAAAUAAGGCUACUGCAGCUGCAGCCACUGAGAUUAAGUUGAGCGCCUCCCAGAAGCGAAGGACCCGCCGCAGGGCCUUAGCUGAAGCUCUUAAAGCUUCAGCAGAAGGCGAGGCUGCCGCGAAGCCCGAAGAAACUCGCGCAGCAGCAGAAAAUGAGGCAUCAGCCGCGAGGAUGAAGAGUGUUGCUCGGCCGCCGUGUGCAGAGAAAACCUCCCGCGCUGAUUGCACCAAGAGGAGUCGCACACCCGACAGGAUGCCCAUUUGGGCCUCGCCCUCAGCGCGGGCGUCUGAGAACGACGGGGGUCCCUUGGUGACUGAAGCUACUGCUACCCCGGCGACUCAUGGCGGGACGAGCGCUACGAGGCGGCGAAGGGCCCGCCGCAAGGCAUUAGCCUCCUGGACUAAGAGCGAGGCACGGCUUGUCGCGACCACUUUCACUUGCUGGAGUGUCAUAGCCACGAGUGAUACACAGACAAUGACACUCCAGCAAGUGAAAGUGGCUGCACACAGGUGGCGUAAAACACAACCUCCCACACUAGUGUUGUGUUAA